UAUCUAAAAAGACCUAGGGAGAAUUAUUGUAGGAACUUGUACGUGUCAAUGUAAUCAAAACUAUAUUUAUAUAACCGUUAUAACAAUAGUAUAAAUGUUAUAAACUUGUAUAACAAUGGUAUAUAGUUAUAUAAGUUUGGACCCUCAAUCUUAUAUAACUAAACUUAUAUCUAAGGAGAAACUAGUACAAUUACAUAAGUUUGAAGGAAGGGUUUCAUUGACACUACUAUUAUUUUAACUUUUAUGCAAUUUGCCCUUUGUUUAAAUUAUUUCUGAUUUAUUUAUUGAUUUUGUCAGCAGCUUCCGUUUUCUGCCAUCAGCAUUGAUAGAGAGAGGAUUUUGGUGUUUAAUUUUUUGAUUUUGUAGAACAAACGCUUUUGUUCUUCAAAAUUGAAAUUCCAAUUUUUUAAGCUUAAAACAAAAAACCCAAUUGAAAUCUCCCUCUCAAUCUCACUCUCUUCUUCUUCUUCUUCUUCUUCAAAUCAAACAAUGUUGUUGCUCUCACUCUGAUCAUCACUCCAUCUUUCAGAUUUUGUUGAACUAACUCUGAAUCUCAUCACUAAUUAUCACUUGUACCGACCAUCAUAUUUGAAUUUGAAACAAACCCACUUUCCCUUUUCUUCUCAUUAUUUGAUUUUGAGAUUCUUUCUCACUUUCCGCCCAAGUUUCUGCUAAAGGAAGCUGAAGGAGGAAAUGGGUAUUGCUAAUCGAGAAGCUAUGAAGCAGUUUCAGCUGCUAAUGGAGGAAGUCGAUGGAUCACUGAAGAACUCAUUUGAGAAUAUGCAUCAAGGUCAUCCAGCUGAAACUUUGGAACGGUUUCUGAAGGCCAGAGACUGGAAUUUAGCUAAAGCCCAUAAAAUGUUAAUAGAUUGUCUACAUUGGAGGAUACAAAAUGAGAUUGACAACAUAUUGGCAAAACCGAUCAUUCCUCCUGAGUUAUACAGAGCAGUGAGAGACUCUCAGUUGGUAGGAUUGUCUGGAUACUCGAAAGAGGGUCUUCCUGUCAUUGCUGUUGGUGUUGGUCAAAGCACCUUUGACAAGGCAUCUGUUCAUUAUUAUGUGCAGUCACACAUCCAAAUGAAUGAAUAUAGGGAUCGUGUUGUGUUGCCUGCUGCGUCAAAGAAGCAUGGGCGACAUAUAAGCACCUGCCUCAAGGUUUUGGAUAUGACGGGAUUAAAGCUUUCAGCAUUAAAUCAAAUAAAGCUUCUGACUGUCAUAUCUACCAUUGAUGACUUAAAUUAUCCCGAGAAGACCGAUACUUAUUACAUUGUGAACGUUCCAUAUGUAUUUUCUGCUUGCUGGAAGGUUGUAAAACCUCUUUUACAAGAAAGGACAAGGAAGAAAAUCCAAGUGCUACAGAACUGUGGGCGAGAUGAAUUACUAAAGAUAAUGGAUUAUGCAGCACUACCACAUUUUUGUCGAAAAGAACGAUCAGGAUCAUCUCGGCGUGUCGAGAAUGGAAAUACAGAAAACUGUUUCUCCUUUGAUACUGCAUUCCAUCAACAACUUUACAAUUACGUUCAGCAACAAGGUGCUGUUAGGGAGCCGAUUGUACCAAUAAAACAGGGAUCAUUUCACGUGGAUUUCCCUGAACCAGAUCCCAGAGAUGUCGAAAUCGCAAAAACAAUAGAAACAGAGUUCCAUAAGUUGGAAAAUCACAAUGCACUCAAUUAUUCCAUGAAUGCCCUUCAAGUCAAUGGAGAAUGAUGAACGUAGAAUACCAAUCAUGUCUCUUGGAAACUACAAGCCCAUUGAGCUAUUAUUACAUAUAGGAUAAGCUCCUGCUUCCAAUUUCAUGUAAUAGAAAGUUUAUUUACACUCUGCUGCAUUGGUGCACGUCCCUAACCUAUGCUUAAGGCAGGUCUUGUUCGAGAUGCCAUAAAAUGAAAUGAUUCAAUCCUCUUA
Molecule: messenger RNA, 1905 nt
Organism: Cucumis melo (muskmelon)
Lineage: Eukaryota; Viridiplantae; Streptophyta; Magnoliopsida; Cucurbitales; Cucurbitaceae
Product: phosphatidylinositol/phosphatidylcholine transfer protein SFH2
Exons: 11
Coding region: 694-1707 (337 amino acids)
Source: RefSeq, a predicted model, not a curated record